Molecule: messenger RNA, 2393 nt
Organism: Vespa velutina
Lineage: Eukaryota; Metazoa; Arthropoda; Insecta; Hymenoptera; Vespidae
Product: late histone H1-like
Exons: 2
Coding region: 148-999 (283 amino acids)
Biological process (GO): chromosome condensation; nucleosome assembly; negative regulation of DNA recombination
Cellular component (GO): nucleosome; nucleus
Molecular function (GO): structural constituent of chromatin; double-stranded DNA binding; nucleosomal DNA binding
Source: RefSeq, a predicted model, not a curated record
ACAGUAAAGAACAUAUCUUUCAUCGGAUCGUGUCGAAUACGCUCUCGAAGAAGGAAAUUAGAAGAAGAAGAAGAAGAAAGGAAGGAAGAAGAUCCAUCUCUUUGAUAAAGAAGUAAAAUUAGAACGAAUUUUUUUUUUAAAUUCGUUAUGGAGGAUACGGGAAGUAACAUAGGCGGUGGUGGAACGGUAAUUGAUAAUAUAAAUGAAACAACGACAACAGCGACACCAGCGGCAACGACGGUAAAACCAACAGCUACGAAGAAGGUGGCAAAACCUAAAGCCAAAGCACAAAGGCCGAAAUCAACGCAUCCACCGACCUCCGAAAUGGUAACAGCCGCCAUUAAAGAUUUGAAGGAUCGCAAGGGUUCGUCCCUACAAGCGAUCAAGAAAUACGUUAUUGCUACGUAUAAGGUUGAUGGUGAUAAGGUAACACCAUUUAUAAAGAAAUAUUUGAAGAAUGCAGUAUCGAGUGGUACAGUUGUACAAACCAAGGGAAAGGGUGCAUCUGGAUCGUUUAAACUUUCAAACGUUAAAACUACUGCUGGAGGUGGUGUUGGUACUACUGGUGCUGCUGGUGGUGGAGGUGGCGUUAAGGCCAAGGCACAACAACAACGUCGUCUUACAAAAGAAAAGAAAAUAACCAAUGAUAAAUUUGUUGAAAAGAAAACUGUUGCGGCACGCAAAGCAGCUGCAACGAGUACUGCCAAGAAAACUAAAACAACGCCGACCAAGAAAAACGAAUCCGUUAAAAAGUCUACCACCGAUCAACAAAAGAAAUCGAAAGUUACUUCUAGAGCUGCUGCCGCCGCUGCUUCGGCCGCUGCCGCCACCGCAGCAGCUGCUAAUCUUAACGCUGCCGAAAAGAAGUCAACGAAAAAACAGGCACAACCAAAAAUCGUAUGGAAAGCUAAGAAAACCGCUAAGGCACCCGCCGCCAAAACUAAAACACCAAAACCGAAGAAAACUACUACAACCGCUAAGGCCGUUGCUAAGAAAUAAUUAAUUUCUUUAUCGAAAGAAAUAUAUAUAUAUAUAUAUAUGUAUAUAUACGUCUAUACAAAAUGGCCCUUUUCAGGGCCACAAAUUUUUUUUCUCAUCGAUGGAACGAUAUCGAUUCUUUUUUUUUUAUAUGUAUAUAUAUUUAAGUAUAUGUUUAUCCCAUCCUCUUGUUAACAAAAAAUUUUAUUUUUUUUUCUUUUUUUUUUUCAUUGAUCGAUUAAUACAUUGUGAAAGAUUUUUGAUAAAUAAUAUUCCAUUUAAUUUAUACACGAAUACUACAGUAUAAUAUUGUAAUUGAAUGAUUGAAUAUGAAUUUAUUUUUUUAUUAUUAGUAAUUUUAUUUAGUAAUUCUUUUGGUAAUUUAUUUUUUUAGUAAGUCCUCUCCAAUAAAAUGACACAAUAUUUUUCAAUUUUAUAAUUUAUAAUUAUGAUAAAAAAAAAUACAACAAAAAAAUACAAAAAAAAAAUACAAAAAAAGAAAUAAUUACGCGACUCUCGAGAACUCGCAAUUCAUAUUAUAGUCCCGUAAACUCGACUGAAUAGAUUUCUUCUUCUCUCUCUUGUUUCUUAAACGUUUAGCUGCCUUUAACAAUAACUAUUCUAUAAAGCGUUUUAGUUAGAAUGUCCUUGAAAAGAAUGAGAAUCUAAUUGGUCGAAAACGGUCGGCCAAUACCCCACUCCUGCUUGAAAGUAAUUUUAAUAUUACACACGUAUUUUUUUACCACCUAUUAUAUUGAUGCAACACGUAUUGUUUUGAUAUGUAAAAAGGAAAGAGAGAGAGAGAGAGAGAGAGACGAGUAAAAAAAGUGAGUAGAAUAGAAUGAUGAAUUCUAUUCUCAAAAACAUCUAAUAUUUUUUUCAUCUACAAUUGACCAUGAAAUAUAUAAUACAUUAAUUUUACCGGCGAAGUUAUUAAAAAAAUUUCAAAUAAAUUCCAAAUUAAGGGAAAGAAUACAUAUGUGGUUAUAUUUUAAAAAAAAAAAAAAAAAAAAAAAAAAAAAUAAAUAAAUGAAAAAAAUAAGUCAAACAAAACAUAGAUCAAGAAAACAACAAAGGAUCAUCGUAUCUUCUUAAACGAAGGACGCGUAUGAUGAUCAUCAUGUACGAAUUUUGAUGAUUUAUUUAUUAUAACCGUAUCAUGAAUCUCGAUUAAAAAAAGAAACGAAUUGAUCGCGCUCCCAUGACGCUAUCAAAUGAUUCGAUUGUCUUAUCAAUGGAUAUGCAACAAUGGCUGCCAGUCGAUGUGUUUAAUCGUUCGAGAAAACAAACGACAUACGUAUAACGAUGUUAUAGAGAUUUUGAGGUUAUGUAUAUAUGUACAUAGUAAAACUAUGUACAUACAGUACGUUGGACUUUUUGUCAAUAACAUUUAGAUAUUACGUUUGUAUAAUUUG